Piliocolobus tephrosceles (Ugandan red Colobus) is the source of this 4979-nucleotide messenger RNA. RefSeq names its product WD repeat domain 97 (gene WDR97). The record is from RefSeq and is a predicted model, not a curated record. NCBI's taxonomy places the organism in Eukaryota, Metazoa, Chordata, Mammalia, Primates, Cercopithecidae. Gene Ontology annotation, molecular function: protein binding.
AUGGAGGCAGAGGCGUGGGAGGCAGAAGGCUACAACCUAGUUCUGGACUCGGACCUGUAUGAUGCAGAUGGCUGUGAUGUCCCAGAUCCUGGGCUGCUCACCGAAAAGAAUGAGUGGACUUUGACGGAGCCGUCGCAGGUCCUGCCCUUUCUGACCAGCAGCCAGCAGUGGCAAAGCCUGACCCCACGUGCCCGCGCCCGCCGGCUGUGGCUGCUUCUGCGCACCAGCCUCCACGAGGUCGUGGAAAAGGAGAAGAGAGCCGAGCUGCGCGUGGCGCGCCUGACGCAUGGGCUGGAGCCACUGCGCCGCCUGGAGGUGGCAGCCGGGCUGCGCUCGGUGGCGCAGGACCCGGUGGGCGGACGCUUCGUGGUGCUGGACGGCGCGGGCCGCCUGCACCUGCACAAGGAAGACGGCUGGGCACAGGAGACGCUGCUGGCGCCUGUCGGGCUUACGGGGCUGGUGACAGUGCUGGGCCCGCUGGGUGCCGUGGGCCGUUUUGUAGGCUGGGGCCCCGCGGGGCUGGCCAUUCUGAGGCCCAACCUCAGCCUGCUGUGGCUGAGCGAGCAGCGGGUGGGCAGGGCCCCGGGUUGGGCGCCCACCUGCUGCCUGCCCGUGCCUGACCUCAGGCUGCUGCUGGUGGCGGAGAUGGACAGCAGCCUGGCGCUCUGGCAGUUCCGCUCAGGUGGUCGCCGCCUAGUGCUGCGAGGGUCACCACUGCACCCGCCCCCGAGCCCAACGGGCAGGCUCAUGCGUCUGGCGGUGGGGCCGGUUCCUCCCCACCACGUCCUGCGCUGCUUCGCGGCCUAUGGCUCUGCUGUGCUUACUUUCGAUCUGCAUGCCUGGACUCUGGUAGAUGUGCGCCGGGAUUUGCACAAAACCACCAUCUCGGACCUGGCUUACUGCGAGGAAGUAGAGGCAAUGGUGACAGCUUCCCGGGACAGCACCGUGAAGGUGUGGGAGGCUAACUGGCAGAUCCGGAUGGUGUUCGUGGGCCACACAGGCCCAGUGACGGCUAUGGCUGUGCUCCCUAACACGACCCUGGUGUUGUCGGCCUCACAGGAUGGGACGCUACGCACCUGGGACUUGCAGGCGGCGGCGCAGGUGGGCGAGGUAGCGCUGGGCUACUGGGGUCAGGACAAGCUGUCCCGGCGCGUGGGCCGUCUGCUGGCGCCAGCGCGCCCGGGCUGGCCGGUGCUGUCCCUGUGCGCGAGCAGCAUGCAACUGUGGAGCGUACGCGAGCUCUACUCGCCGUUGGCGCAACUGCCCGCCAAGGUGCUCCAUAUGCAGGUGGCGCCUGCGUUGCCCUUGCCUGCGCACCCGUCUCUGCCUACUCGCCUCGUGUGCGCGUGCACCGACGGCUCGGUCUACCUCCUGUCGGCUGCCACCGGGCGCAUAGUGAGCUCACUGCUGCUGGAGCCGGAGGACUGUGCGGCAGCCGUGGCCUACUGCCUGCCGCGCGAGGUGCUGUGGCUGCUCACCAAGGCCGGGCACCUGGUCCGCGCCAACGCGGCGCGCUGCCCCAUGAGCGUACUGCACCGCGUGUGCCCGCCGCCGCCCCCUGCACCGCAGCCUUGCUGUCUGCACCUGUACAGCCACCUCAAGGAUCUCGGAGGCGCCUUCUCCUCCUGGGAGGUCGUGUGCCAGCACCAGGGCGAGUUGCGCCGCAGCGCUGUGGCCUGCGCCUGGAAGAACAAGAACCGGUACCUGCCCGUGGUGGGGCACGUGGACGGCACGCUGUCAGUCCUGGAUUGGCUGUCGUCGAAGACUGUCUUCCAAACGGAGGCGCACAGCCCGGGCCCGGUCGUCGCCAUCGCAUCCACCUGGAACAGCAUCGUGUCUUCGGGUGGGGACCUGACGGUGAAGAUGUGGCGCGUCUUCCCCUACGCGGAGGAGAGCCUGAGCCUGCUGCGCACCUUCUGCUGCUGCUACCCGGCCGUGGCGCUCUGUGUGUUAGGCAGACGCGUCACCGUGGGCUUUGAAGACCCGGACAGCGCUACCUACGGCCUGGUGCAGUUUGGCCUGGGCGACAGUCCGCGAUUAGACCACCGGCCCCAGGACGACCCCACGGACCAUAUCACUGGCCUGUGCUGUUGCCCUGUGCUCAAGCUGUAUGCCUGCUCCAGCCUGGACUGCACCGUUCGCAUCUGGACCGCUGAGAACCGCCUCCUGCGGCUCCUGCAGCUGAAUGGUGCCCCUCAGGCCCUGGCUUUCUGCAGCAACAGUGGAGACCUGGUGCUGGCACUGGGAUCCCGCCUCUGCCUGGUGUCCCAUAGGCUCUACCUGCCUACAUCCUACCUAGUUAAGAAGAUGUGCUGGAAGGUCCCAGACAUGGUGGACGACCCUCCGCUGCCGCUGACGAGCCAGGAAUCACUGACUUCCACCCAACUGCAGAGGCUCAGCAACCUCCACGGGGCAGCCAGCCUCAGCAAGGCCUUGUCUCGCAUCCAUCGUCCGAGGGCAACAUCUCAGCACCUGGUGCCGAAGGAGGACUUGAACGCCCUAGUGGCCCGUGACCGAGACCUUCAGCAGUUGAGGCUGGGGCUACUGGUCCCAGCAGCCCGGCCCCCACCCUCCUGGCAGCAGCGUCAGGAAGGCUUUGACAAUUACCUCCGUCUGAUCUAUGGCUCUGGCCUGCUGGGCAUGCAGCCUGGAAGGGAGUCCCAGCCGUGGAGCACUGGGACUCUCAUAGUAGAGAGAGAGACCUGGGAUGUGUGUGCCCUACCCCAAGCUGCCCACUGUCUUGCCUGGGAUGAGGUCAGCACUGCAGCCGAAACAGUGCCAACAGCCCUGUCCCCACAGGACCUGGGGGCCCUGGGCCAGCACUUCUCCCAGCCUCCCCGAGUCACAGUGCCAACCCCACCCACCCGCCGUAAGGUGCACAGCAAGGCAUCCCAGCUUCUGGCCCGCUCCUCACUGAGCCACUACCUGGGUCUCAGUCUGGAUCUGCAGCUGCAGUUGGAGCAGCUCCGAGGGAGGACGACCGUAGCCCUGGACCUGCCAUCCUCCCACCUGCAGUGCAGGAUCCCACUGCUGCCAAAGAGACAGCCCAAGGAACCUCUCUGUAGCCUCGGAGGCUUCUUUCCUGCCGCUGUGCAGCCCCACAAGUACUGCCUGAGGCCUAUCUGCUUCCCCGGCUAUGUGCCCAACUCUGUGGUGCUCCAGCAGAUGUGGCUAAAUGCAGAGCCAGGGGCAAGCCAGGAUGGCCUGUGGUUACAGCACCCCAGGCCAUCCCAAGCCCAGUGGCAGAGAAAGCUGCUCCAGUGGCUGGGGGAGAAGCCUGGAGAGGAGGAGGAGAAAGAUCAGAAGGAAGAGGAGGAGAAGGAGGAGGUAGAGGAGGAGCUGGACUGGGCCUCGGCUUCCCUGAGCCCGAACUCCAGCCAGCAGCCGGAUUCCUGGGAACUGGAGGAUCAGAGUGCUGUGGAGUGGACCCGGGAGCCCCGGCGGCGCACCUGCGAGACUGCCAGGACCCACCCUCAUCACUGGCACCGUCAUGGGAGUUUGCUUUUGGAUGAGCAUUACGGGCAUCUGCCCAAGUUUCUGCAUUUCUUCAUCUACCAGACCUGGUUCAAAGAGUUGUUCCCCGUCUUCAACCUGCAGGCAUACCCGGAGGCAGGCACGGUGGAGGGCCUGGCCUCGCUGCUGGUGGCCCUGCUGGAGGAGACCACGUGGGUGGACCGUGUGCACAUCCUGCAGGUGCUACUGAGGCUGCUGCCCAACAUAAGCAGUGAUCUCCAAGGCCAGCUGCAGGGCCUGCUCAUCUACUUGCUCAACCUGGACCAGCCCCCCAGCCUCCAGGACCAGACGCAGAAGAAGUUCGUGAUGCUGGCGCUGCAGCUGCUCCUGGCCUGCUCCCUGGAGUCCCGGGAUGUGGUGCUGGAGCUCAUGUCCUACUUCCUCUACUCUCCGGUGCGCUGCCGGCCAGAGCUCAAGAAGUUGCUGCACGGGCUGGGCCUGCAGGACCCGGAAGGCUUCCUGUUCCAGGAGAUGAUGACCUGGGUCCAGAGCCCCAACCUGGACUCCAAGGCUGGCUUGCGUACUCGCUGCUGCCAGAAACUGGAGGACAUGAUCCAGCAGCUUCAGGAGACCCCAUCGCAGACUUCAGUGGUCUCUGGGGCACCCACGCGCGCCUCCGUGAUACCCUGGGGCACCUCCUGGUCGCCCUCCAGCGUCUCCGGGAGGCUCUCGCAGGUCUCAGAGGUGCCUCUGAUGGUGGUCUCACCCGCGGAGCCGCCCUCUCUCUCCCCGGAGCUCCAGGCCCAGCGGACGCUGGCAGCCACGCGCAGCUGGGGGACCCGCCAGCUCCGUCUCCGAGUGCUCUCCGAGACGCUGAAGAGCUUCUGCCUGGAGCCCGAGGCCGGCCUGGGCCCUGCCGGGCCUGCUCAGCUGCCCGAAGAGCCGCCGCUGCUGGAGGAGACGGACUGGUCGCACUCGCAGCUGCUGGACUUGGGCCCCAUAGACGCGCUCAACUUCUUCUGUCAGCAGCUGCGGGCGCGGCGGCAGCAGGCGCGGCAGCAGAGCUCGCUCCAGGAGGAGGCUGCGCACCCGCACCCGCCGGUGCCCGACACGGUGGCGCCGGUGCCCGACAUGGUGGUGCCACCACCCCGGGAGCACUGGUGCCACCCCAUCCUCCGGCUGCAAGAGGCCAAGGCGCAGAGGUCCGCGAGGUCCGCGAUGAGACUGAGGGGCCCGAUGCCUUCCCGGCUCUGUGCGGGCCGCACCCUGGACGGCCCCAUCCGGACGCUGAAGCUGCCGCUGCCACGUGUGGAGCCGCAGCCUUUCCCCCGGGACUGGCCCACGCCCCCACGCCCGCUGCCCCCGCGGCUCCUGCAGCCCGCCCUGCAGCGCUACUUUCUGCCAGAGGACGCGGACCCCGACACCUAUAGCUGACCGGGCUGGUGGCCUCAGCCUGCCUGGCUCUGGGGCCUGCCAUUGGUAUUUGGCCAAGGCCUGCAUCGGGAAUAAAGUCCAGACAACUUCUU